GACCUUACUCGACCAACCAUCAUUCUGUCGAAGAUGGCGGACCGUGGAGUCGGAAGUGAUCUGUUGUCAGAGAUACAGAAUACUUUCAACAGUACGAAAAAUCUGUUAGUUCAGAACGUUGGAACUCAAUAUGAUCCUCUUGAAGUGUGCCUGGAUAGAAAAGUCGCAGAGACAGUGAACCACGUUUACAAACACAAGGUUAAUGAAGUUAAACCCAUUACAAACCAAAAAGCAUCUGGAAGGUGUUGGAUUUUUGCAUUUUUGAAUGCUAUUCGUCAGAAGUUUGUCCAGCAUUUCAACUUGGAAGACUUUGAAUUUAGCCAGCAGUUUCUCUACUUCUGGGACAGAAUUGAAAGGGCAUAUUUUUUCAUAAAUACUUAUGAAGAACUUGCAAGGAAAGGAGAAGCACCAGAUGGACGUUUAAUGAUGUUUCUUCUGUCCAAUCCAUUGAAUGAUGGUGGCCAAUGGGACAUGCUUAUUAACCUUGUGGAAAAAUAUGGCUUGGUACCCAAGGCAGUUUGGCCUGAAGCAUUCACUUCUGGAAGGUCAAUGAGAUUGAGAAAGAUUAUGAAUUAUAAGCUACGAGAAUAUGCUAUGCAGCUGAAGGAACUAGUGGACAAGAAAUGCAGUGACAAGGACAUGAGAGAAGCAAAGAAGAAGAUGAUGACUGAGGUAUACAGAAUAACAAGCAUUUGUCUUGGCACUCCACCCAAAUCAUUUGACUGGGAAUAUUCUGACAAAAGUAAACAAUAUUGCAAGUUGUCAGAUUUAACUCCACUGCAGUUCUACAAUGAACAUGUCAAACCAGUUUACAACCCACUAGACAAGAUAUGCCUGGUGAAUGACCCACGCAAUCCUUACAACAAACUGCUCACUGUGGAGUACCUCAGUAACAUGGUCAAUGGAAGACUCGUUUUGUACAAUAAUCAACCAGUAGAAGUUCUCAAGAAGCUUGCAGCAGCAUCUCUUAAAGACAAUGAGGCAGUUUGGUUUGGUUGUGAUGUUGGCCAACACUUUGAAAGGAAAAGAGGAGCACUUCAUCUUGACAUUCAUAACUAUGAACUGGUAUUUGGAGUAUCCAUGUUGACCUUGGACAAAGCUCAACGACUGCUGUAUGGUGACUCACUAAUGACUCAUGCAAUGGUGUUCACUGGAUUUUCCUGGGAGGAAGACGCAACACCAAGUAAAACUAUUGGUGACACUGACACUCCAAAGCCAGCGGAGGACAACGCCAUACAGCCGGAAGUCAAGACCACCAAAUGGCGUGUGGAGAAUUCCUGGGGCGAGGAGAAGGACAAGCCAGGUUACCUGAUGAUGACGGACAGCUGGUUCACAGAAUUUGUUUAUGAAGUUGUUGUGGACAAGAAAUAUGUCCCUGCUGAUGUAAUGGCCGUCCUGGAGCAGGAACCAAAAGUGCUACCAGCCUGGGACCCCAUGGGGUCACUGGCGUGUAUUUUGUGCGAGAAAGGGGACCAUCAAGCCCAGUUGUGAUCUAUUAGUAUUUUGAAAUAUUAUAAUUCCUAUUUUUAUGUAGCCUAAAAUAAAAGGGGGCAAUGGUUUUUUUUAUUCUUAAGGGUGUUCUACGAGUUUUCAAUUUGUAUCAACUAGUACUUAUAUAUUCGCAAGCACCUGAGAGCACGAAUGUUGUCAUAUCAGCAUAAUAGUACAAAAAAGUGAAAAUCACUGAACGUACCAGAAUUCAAUCAAUAUUUUUCAAAUUUGAAUUGGGACGAGAAAAGGAUCAAAACAGCUUUUUGAUCCCUGUUUCAAUGAAGAACAGUGUUGUGCGUGACAUUUCGCGUGACGUUUUGUUGAUUUUACUAGUUUAAUAUUACACUUUCCAUCAAACAUGAUUACAUUGAUUGACAUUGCAAUUUGAGUAGCUUGAUGUAGGAAUCGUUUUCAGUAGUUUUUUACACGUAUCGGAAUGGAUAGCUUCCAGUUUUAAAGGUUUUUUGCAGUCUAAUUGGACUCUGGAAUCCCGUCACGAAGUGAGUCAGUUUAAGUUGUUUUUUUUCUGUUUUCUAAGGCUUUGUUUCUUUAAGUUGUUUCCUUUGAUUUCUGGUAGUGUAAUUUCGGUAAUCGACCGCAUGUGAUUAACAAUUGUGUAAUACAGCGUGGUUUACUCAGUGAAAUCUGUUCGCGUUUCUUGGUUUAUACGAUGUAUUAAGGCCCUUUAUUUUUGGUUAGUUGCUAUUGUUUAAGUGUAUAAUUUGUUGUGUUUAUUUCAGAUCGAAUAAAAAUUUUAUUUAUACGAUUCACGGGAAAUCAGAGUCAAGGGUAUUUUUGGCAGUUUUCGUCCGACGGACCAAUCCCUUGUCUGGAAAGUACGCUUAGACUGUCAUAUACACCUGUGACCCUUUUUGCUUAUUUAUUUUGUUUUUAAUUUUGUGCAGAUCAAUUAAAUGAAAAAUAGUGUGAUU
Messenger RNA from Orbicella faveolata, 2423 nucleotides. RefSeq names its product bleomycin hydrolase-like. Gene Ontology annotation, cellular component: cytoplasm. Lineage: Eukaryota; Metazoa; Cnidaria; Anthozoa; Scleractinia; Merulinidae. The record is from RefSeq and is a predicted model, not a curated record. Gene Ontology annotation, biological process: response to toxic substance; L-homocysteine catabolic process; proteolysis. Gene Ontology annotation, molecular function: cysteine-type aminopeptidase activity.